AACGAAGUGAUGAUCUCACUAUACAUGUACUUCAUGCCGACCAAUUUUCUAGGCACAGCAGGCCACAAAUGCAAGUAACGCAAUCUCCACUGAUUUCCCAGUCCCGUAGCUGCGCAAAUAUGGUCUACAACAUAUAUUAUUCCCGCUCUUCGUCUGAUUCCCUACUCUUCUCACCUCAUCUCACUAGAUGCUGUGAUCGAAAUGGCUUUUCCACAUAGGAAACGACGAGGUGCAUGCUUGUCCUGUAAGAAACGCAAAACCAAAGUACUUUACAUCCUUCGCGUCUUGAAACAGAACCUUAACAACUUUCAUAUAGUGCGAUGGCGGAAAGCCUUGUCAGAGUUGUCAGAGAAGACAAGUCGAGAUCAAGUGCAUUUACGAACAACCCCAAAUUACUGUAGCUACCAAAUUUCAAGAUACACCUUUUCGGUCGAUAUCCUGGAUAGCGAAUCUCCGUUCGAAAUUUCAAAAGGCACAAAAUUUCCUUAACAUUGCGCACUUCGAAAGGGCUUGGAUUGUUCUUGGGUCUGCUAUUCGUGAGGCUGUGACUCUAGAGAGAGAUCUCCAAAUGUCGAACUGCUUUCGAGAAGUUUGGUGGUCACUAGCCAGCCUCGAUGCUAGAUUAUGUUUGUUGAUUGAUCGUCUACCGUGUUUACCACCGAGUUCGAAGCUGGCAACCCCGGCGCUACAUCAGCCGCAGUCUCGCGAAGGCGAGUUCAGAAAAAUUCAGUUUGACGUCUCCGCUACGCUACUCGAGGCAUGUCACGCUUCGCCAUCCGUCGACGGACUCGAUGAGUACAUAAGAAAUUUAGAGCGAGAUCUGGCAGCCUUGCUUCAAAUUCAAAAGAGUGUGGUUCGAGGUUCUGAGCUAUCAAAUGACACUGAAGACUUGACAUUCGAGGUGCUGUUAUUCUCCAUGAUCUUAUACUUGAAGGUCUGGGACGGAGAAGGAACAGCGAGCAAAGCUGUUUCACUAGCGACAGUGAUCAUGGAGAAGUGGCACGAUCUUAGGCGCAGUCCUCAGGACUGGCCUCACAGAACCGCAGCAGACCUGGCAUCGAAGACUCUGGAGAAGGGCCAGAUAUUGAUUCCCACAACUACGACUCCUGCCGAAUCAGUCAAUGACAACAAGGUUCUUGACUCAAAUCUGAAGUCCUGUGUCCACGACUUCAGCCCGUACACCAUCUCUAACAACGAUGGCUAUUUCCCAGACGAAGUCUCCGAUAUUCAACCUCUUCAAAUCCAUUCGGAAGAUGAAGGACACAUUGGCUGGUAUUCGAAAAGUGAUUCAGAGCCGGGCCAUCACUCCACCUUGGACCAAGCAGCCCACAAUCCGUUAUAUCUUGAUACCGCAUCGUUUGAUCCUCCCACGAUAGCACUUAAUCUCGGACCAAAAAUGGUCUCUGAAAGACAGUGUGCAUUACCGACUUCGACUUUUGCAUACAAACGACCAGUCGUGCCUUUACCGGUCACACUGCAGAACGAUUUGAACGAUGGCCAGUUUUUAGAUACAUCUGUUUGCAUGCAGUCCAACAGCAUGAGUCAAUAUAGAUGGAUUGGCGAUGAUACGAAGUGUCAAGGAGAAGCUCCACCCUUUUUGGCGUGACGAAAUCUCCAAGGGAUGUUUACUAUCGACUAUACUGUACUACAAUCAUGAAUCAGUGGAUAGUAACCCUGCGAGAGCUUUUUCACUUUGUAUUCAGGGCAGGAAGCAAGCCGUAGCCACGAGCCUCUGGUAUUCUCGUGCUCAAUAUUUGUAUCGACGCUGGAGCUGAGGAGCCCAGUGCCUCCCGCUUGGGGUUUGUAUCCAGUCGAUACUUUCACAUCCUUGGCUUUUUACCCUUCUGCCUCACCUCAGCUUGACGAAAGAUCGUCAUCUUAGUCUUUCUUUGAGUCUCCCUCGUCGUGUUUGUAGUCAUGGAAUCUUUUCUUCGAAAG
Molecule: messenger RNA, 1938 nt
Organism: Exophiala oligosperma
Lineage: Eukaryota; Fungi; Ascomycota; Eurotiomycetes; Chaetothyriales; Herpotrichiellaceae
Exons: 3
Coding region: 569-1606 (345 amino acids)
Source: RefSeq, a predicted model, not a curated record